CGUUUAAGUAGAGAUCGAUGGAACAGUGGCUUUUCCAUCUCCAUUCCUGGACUGCCGCCGGACCGCAGAGUAGCUAAGCUAGCUGCAGUUUCGGAGGCAUGGGGCUGGGGUUUGGAAGCAGGGAGGGCAGCAGCCACGUGGUGUCCUUCCUCCUCGGCGCGGCUGUGCCCACUGUCCUCCUCUUCUUCCUCGCGUCCGACCGCCUGGGCGAGGGCUUGUCCAGCGUCUCGAUGAGCUGGGGGCCGAUUGGCCCCGCUCGGGGGGGCAGCCUUACCAGCGGCAGUGCUGCUCCUGCUCAAGAUCCAGAUGUCGAAUUCGCCGGCCUUGCUGACCUGCUGCCGAAAGUGGCCAUGGACGACAGGACGGUGAUACUCACGCCGGUGAACGAGGCUUGGGCGCAGCCCGGCUCCCUGCUCGACCUCUACCUCGAGAGCUUCAAGAACGGCGAGGACAUAGCGUACCUCCUCAACCACCUCAUCGUGGUCGCCCUCGACCCCAGCGGGUUCGAUCGCUGCAAGGCCAAGCACCCUCACUGCUACCUCCUCCAGGUGACAUCCGUGGACAUGAGCUCGGCCAAAGGCUUCAUGUCCAAGGACUACCUGGAGCUCGUCUGGACCAAGCUCACCUUACAGCAGCGGGUCCUAGAGCUCGGCUACAACUUCCUCUUCACGGACAGUGACAUGAUAUGGUUUCGCAACCCGUUCCGACGCAUCCCUGUCUAUGCAGACAUGAGCUGCUCCUCCGAUGACUUCAAGCCGUCGCGUCAGCCCUUGGACAACCCGCUCAACACCGGGAUGUACUACAUGAAGUCGACGAACCGGACGAUCGAGAUGAUCAAGUACUGGAGGGCGGCGAGGGCGAGGUUUCCGGGCAGGCACGACCAGGCGGUGUUCGUCAGGAUCAGGCACGAGCUCGUCAGCAAGCUGCAGGUCAAGAUCGAGCCGCUGGAGACGGUGUACUUCGGCGGGUUCUGCGAGUACCACGACGACCCGGAGAAGAUCUGCACCAUUCACGCUGACUGCUGCAUUGGGCUGGAGAACAAGGUGCAUGACCUGAGUGAUGUAGCUGCGGACUGGAAGAACUAUACGAGCCUGAAGCUGGAGGAGAGGAAUAAGGUUGGUUUCAAGUGGACGUACCCGACCAGGUGCCGGAAGUCGACAAACUGGCGUAAACCCUGAAACCCAUAAGAGAACAGGAAGUCGAUAUCGACACACUUCACACUUGUCGUAUGAGCUAGUAUGAAACAAUGAAAUUUAACACUACCUGGCUCUGAGAUCUUAAUUACUAUGCCAGAUCUACUUGUUACCUACUGACUAAGGUUCUGAAGA
Molecule: messenger RNA, 1328 nt
Organism: Phragmites australis (common reed)
Lineage: Eukaryota; Viridiplantae; Streptophyta; Magnoliopsida; Poales; Poaceae
Exons: 3
Coding region: 99-1178 (359 amino acids)
Source: RefSeq, a predicted model, not a curated record